GAUCCACCCGUGUUCUGUUCUGUAGUCCGUGAAACAACGCACGAAAGGAUAGCUGUGUUGUUCCUCCCGGUUUGCGCACCGUAUUUGAAUUUAAUCGAGCCCUCGUAUGCAGGGUCAGAACAGAGUGUGUUAUCAGUGAAAGUGCCUUUUGUUUCCAACGGAUCGUCUGUCUCCGAUAGGAUUCCUGCGAUAAUAGACACGACCAGGCAAAACAAAAAUGGAGUGUGGAGUGACGGGGGGCUACACCAAUGGUUCUAGCGCAGGUACUGGAGGUGGCAUUCUAGCAGACGUAAGAUCAGAACGAUCACCGGCAAAAACAGGUCUACACGUCAAUUUCAAAGACAAGGGAGAGGUCAAAGAGAGACGAGAAAAGUUCCUCACUGCCAAAUACGGACACCACCAAAUGAGCCUUAUAAGGAAGAGACUUGCAGUAGAGAUGUGGCUGUACGAAGAACUGAAGAAAUUGUACGAAACUUCGAAACAAGUGGACGAUUUGAAUAGCGAUGAGGUGGAGGUGGAUAUAGAUGAACUUCUUGAUAUGGAAAGCGAAGAACUUCGAAGGAGGCAUUUACAGGCGCUACUCAUAAAUGCUAAAGGCUCACAAAAUGAUGUCAAAAAAUUCAUCAAUGACUUGCUAGAUAAAGCAAAGACACUGUAAUUUCCGAGUUGAAAGUGCCAAAAAGGUUCAACAUUACUUUGGCCCAAUGGAGCCAGCACAAAACACUGUUAUUUGCAUCGAUGUCUGUUUAUCGUUGGAUAAAAAUGAAGAAAGUAUGUAGUCGCCCUUGUCACCUCAGUUUGAAAGAAGAAAAGCAGCAGUUAUGAUGGUACAACUCAACAAGUUGAUUUGAGCUUUAAUCUUUAUACAUAGAUAUAAUAUUAAUAUAAUAGUGUCUCCACUGGCUUUCGUGAUUCCAUGUUUUUAAAUUAAUAUACGAUUCGUCCAGUACAGGAAUCUUUGUAGAACAUACGUAAUAUUCUCCAAAUUAUUCACGGAUGUGUUCGAUAAACGUAUGUUUUCUCCAGAAUAUUUUAUUUAUGAACGUGGCCAGUGACAAUGAUUUUCUAAUUUUUAUAUGCAGUGCUAAAUUUUUGCUACAAUAUCUAUAUCGCUAGUACUAGUCUAUGUAAUGAAAAAUUUGUUUUAUAUCUUCAACAAGUAAUUCGAUAGAUUUCUGCUAGAAAAUAUUCAGAAAAUACAAAUGUUAAGAUGGAGGAACUCACGUGGAAUUUAUAUAGAAUGAUUGGACUAUGUGAUUUGACUUAUACUUCAUAUCAAUUUACUAAUGUUAAUGCUAUUGCUAUUGGAUUUUCUUGAAUGUGAAAUCAAUUCAAAUUAUGGAAUUUAAUCGAAUUCUCAUUAAAAGGACAUUUUGUUGUUUCUGUUAUUCUCACUUCUAUCGAGUUGAUUUAUUGAGCUUUUUUGUCUAGCUACAACGAAGCGAAUUAUUGAGUUUAUUGAUGUUUCGAUUUUAAAAUAUUUUAUUUCGGCAAAUGUGUGUAAUACGUGCGAAUAUUAGCUAUUCUAUCCAUAUCAUUAAUAAUACUAGGGAAAACUGUCUGCAAAGCUUUUUAUCGAAUUUGUGUGUGAUUAAAAAAGCGAACUCUUAUUUGAAAUAUAAUAUCAGUAUUCUCAAUCCUGUAAAUUGAAGUUACGUAUCUUCCUUUUUAAAUGAUUAACUGGCUCAAAACUCAUUGUCAUAUGAUUUCAAGUUCAUUAUGUUAGCAAAUCAUCAAAUUGUACUUAGAUGAUUUCAGAAAUACUGAUCAUGUUGUGAUCUCAGCCGUCUCAAUUUUGACAUGUCUAUCAUAGGUUGUAUAGAAUUAGUCAUAAGUUAUCCAUUUUAAAAUAAAUACUUGAAAACAAA
Molecule: messenger RNA, 1868 nt
Organism: Coccinella septempunctata (seven-spotted ladybird)
Lineage: Eukaryota; Metazoa; Arthropoda; Insecta; Coleoptera; Coccinellidae
Product: protein phosphatase 1 regulatory subunit 14B
Exons: 5
Coding region: 218-658 (146 amino acids)
Biological process (GO): regulation of phosphorylation
Cellular component (GO): cytoplasm
Molecular function (GO): protein serine/threonine phosphatase inhibitor activity
Source: RefSeq, a predicted model, not a curated record